AUGGGAGCAACAGACAUAACGCUCGACAGAGCCUACCUUGCGGCGAUCUGGCUCGAGACCCUCUUCUAUGGCAUGAACAUAGUGCUCUUUUGUGCUUGCAUAUAUAUCUUGGUUGCAAAGCGGCGAACACCCAAAGUCAACAAAUACCUGAUUGCCAUUGCCGUGCUCAUGUUCUCCUUCUCCACCUGUCAUGUCUUCCUUGGCUUUUAUCGCUUGAUCAUGGGCUUCAUUGUGCUCCGUGAUCAGCCUGGUGGACCCGCUGCGUUCUUCUCUGACGUGUCAAUACCCGCCAACGUAGCCAAAGUGGGCUUACAUACCGUCAACUCCAUAAUUGGAGACUCCGUGGUGGUGUGGCGAUGUUUUCUUGUGUGGGGCCGCAACUGGAAAAUGUGUCUAUUACCCAUCAUCCUGGUUUGCGGAUCUGCAAUAUGUGGAUUCGGACAGACUGUCUAUUUUGCCCGGGGACAAAAAUACCACAGUGCGUUUGCGCCAGCGCUUGUCAGGUGGAAUGGCUCCCUGUUCAGUCUGUCCCUCGCGACGAACAUAGUUGUCACUGGAUUGGUCGCCUUACGUGCAUGGUACAUGUUGCGCCUAACCGGAGGGGUCGCAGGAUUCCGCUACUGGAGAAUCCUCGUCAUCAUCGUUGAGUCAGGGAUGAUCUACUCAAUUGCCCUGAUCUGCGAAGUCACGCUCUACUUCCUCGGACUAAACUCGUUCUACAUCGUCUACGAUCCAAUCGGGCAGUUGACGGGCAUCGUUCCGACAAUGAUCAUUAUCCUCGCGGGACUUCAUCUCACCUCGAACGACGUGCAAUCUCGGUUCUCCCGCACGCAGCCAGUCACCAGCCUGAGCGCGCCGCGGUUCCGCCCGGGCAAGACGACCACGAGCGAUGGGACGACGACGUCGGACAUCCAACUGGACACGAUGCACUUCUCCACCGUAGACUCGUCGUUCAGUAAACGCAAGUCCGCGCCCGGUCUCUCUGCCAACGACCUCGACGACGCUGAGGCUGGGGAGACGAAGAACGUGUUCAUCACACCUCUUGAUGAACGGACUGUUCAACAUUGA
Molecule: messenger RNA, 1068 nt
Organism: Rhodofomes roseus
Lineage: Eukaryota; Fungi; Basidiomycota; Agaricomycetes; Polyporales; Fomitopsidaceae
Exons: 7
Coding region: 1-1068 (355 amino acids)
Source: RefSeq, a predicted model, not a curated record